Messenger RNA from Dioszegia hungarica, 1086 nucleotides. RefSeq lists its product as uncharacterized. The coding region runs from base 1 to 1086 and encodes 361 amino acids. Lineage: Eukaryota; Fungi; Basidiomycota; Tremellomycetes; Tremellales; Bulleribasidiaceae. The transcript is spliced from 9 exons. The record is from RefSeq and is a predicted model, not a curated record.
AUGUCGACCCUGAUACAGCGCUACACCGGCGCGCUGCUCGCUCUGAUCGCCGCUUUUGCUUUCACACUUAUGGACGCUUUGGCUCAGAACUGUAUGCGACAUGGGCUAAGUCCGGGCCAGGUGGCUUUCGGUAGAAUGUCGAUCACAGCGCCGCUUGUCACCCUGUACAUCUACCUUCGACAGCCCUCCUGCUUUCACCAGCUCGACCCCCGAAAGCACACAAGGCAGGAUGAUAUAAGCUCUUUGGACUCGGAUGACACCCUCUUCCUCCGCAAACCAGCCCUCGCCGCCCGCCUCAUUUGGCUACGGUCGAUACUGACCAGCAUUGGCGUAUGCCUCGCCUUUGCUUCGAUGCAGCGUAUCGCUAUCUCCGAGUUCAUCACGGUGUACAGUCCCCGUGCCUACCUUAUCGGCUUCUUGUGUUGGGCGGUAUUGAAGGAGGCAUUUGGCUGGAGAUUGCGGCUUGCAGCAGUCGCGUCUAGCAUCGCUGUAGUACUCGUCGUCCAACCGCCGUUGCUCUUUGGCGCCAGCGUAUAUGGGAAUCCCGCUAGCAGAGCUGCAGGGUUCUUCUUCUGCUUAGCUUGCUUACUUGUGGACACUUUGGAGAUGGUCUUGCUGCGGUAUCUGGGUGCCGGACCUGAUCCCCUCGUUAUAACUCUGUCUUACUCUGUUGCUUGUGUCUUCGUCAGUCCCUGCUUCAUGCUUCUCGUUGGCGAGGAGAUGGGAGAUAUCGACGGAUGGCAAACUUGUUUCAGGCUAUUUGCUUUGGCCGCACUGGGCUUGCUCGCUCAAAUGUGCGUUGUCAUAGCAAUGCAGAAGGAGACAGGCGGAACCGUCUCGGUCGUCCUCUACGCUCAGAUACCAUUUGCAGUGAUCGUCCAAUCUUUCCUCAUCGGCGAAGCACCUGGUGUCCUCCAGAUCUUUGGAAUGGCGAUCAUUGUCAGCUUCGGCGUGUGGGCAACCGUCGCCGAAUCCAACGAGCGCGAGCAAGCGAAGGAAGCGACUGGCGAGGAGGAGGGCUACGCGUUACUGCCAACGGAAAGCGAGGCACCGAUCGGCGUUCACGGUGAAGGAGAGGCGAAAUAA